Colletotrichum tamarilloi is the source of this 207-nucleotide messenger RNA. RefSeq names its product beta-xylosidase. The record is from RefSeq and is a predicted model, not a curated record. Gene Ontology annotation, molecular function: hydrolase activity, hydrolyzing O-glycosyl compounds. Bases 1 to 207 code for a protein of 68 amino acids. Gene Ontology annotation, biological process: carbohydrate metabolic process. The transcript has a single exon. NCBI's taxonomy places the organism in Eukaryota, Fungi, Ascomycota, Sordariomycetes, Glomerellales, Glomerellaceae.
AUGUGGCUUUCAGUGUCAGAGGGAUCUAACUCGACCUUUUAUAACCCAAUAAUCCCAGGGUUUCAUCCAGAUCCUAGCUGUAUAUUUGUCCCUGAGUGGAAUGAUACCUUCUUCUGCGCAUCCUCUAGUUUCAAUGCAUUCCCGGGUAUACCACUCCAUGCUAGUAGAGACUUGCAGAAUUGGAAGCUAGUCGGUAUGUUUCAAUGA